This is a messenger RNA of Larimichthys crocea (large yellow croaker), 3721 nucleotides long. It is a transcript of the gene prph2a, whose product is annotated as peripherin 2a (retinal degeneration, slow). Gene Ontology annotation, cellular component: plasma membrane. Lineage: Eukaryota; Metazoa; Chordata; Actinopteri; Sciaenidae. Gene Ontology annotation, biological process: visual perception. The coding region runs from base 1111 to 2145 and encodes 344 amino acids. The transcript is spliced from 3 exons. The record is from RefSeq and is a predicted model, not a curated record.
UCAAUACUUUUGAUAGCAAUAAUUUUGCAGUAAGCAACAGAUGGACUCCCGUUCAGGGAAAGGCCUGGCUUUGGUGAGCAUAAGGAUCUGGCUUAUGUUUAUGCCAGACACAGUGUUGAUUCUAACUGCCAGGAUAGCAAGAAGUGACAAUAAGACACUGGGAUAAUUGAGAGCAUGUACGUAAAUACAUUUAUUAGAUGGAAUAUGAACAUUUCUCCAGAUCAACUCAUGUAUGACUAUGUGUUUUAUCCAUCAACUGUGUCUGAGGUUUGAGCUCUUUGCGCAGUUAUAAGUCACAUAUUCAGUCAUACUAUUGGGGUUGGUAUGUGAGCCUGAAAGCGCUUUUGUUUCUGUGAAUGGGUUACUGGGGCUUAAGUAGCACAGCCUAUCUGCUCCACUGUGGAGACAUCCUGUUUGUGUGUGAACUUGUCAAGCCCUACCUGUGAAUGGGUUUGCUCCAUUAUAGAUCCACUUUCAUGUCCAUGGUCUUUGUCAGCCUUCAGUUGAUGCCAUUACGCCUCCUGGUGUGUUCAAUCAAGGCGACCAUGACCACGUGAACGCUCAAACCAAUUAUGGCCCCUGGCAGUGGCUUACAAUGAGGCUCAUCUUGUGUAGAGGGAUUUCUGUAAAUUGGAUCAGGCUGCUUACAGGGGCUUAGCAUGACGUACUGCAACUUUGAGUUUAAUCAUGAGGAUCCUCGGCAAUCCUCCACCUCUCCGGGAGAACGGAACAUCACGAUUAGCCUCACCUGUGUGUUAAGGGAGAAAACCACUAAAAGUUGAGGGAAAUAAAGCCUUAUGAAAGUUUAAGUUUCUGUCACCAUGGGAGAGGAGAUAGCUUUGGAGAAAUAACACUCCUGUGCUGUUCCCGGGUUCCUCCUGGGUUCUUCAUCUUUGCUCUCUUGUUGUGGGAUGGAUUACAGGCUGAGCUGACUCUCCUCUCCUGUUGGACCAGCCAGAGGAGACCCUGAUAGCAAAGAGACUGGGAAACAGGUUGGCACCCUUAAGAACAUUUAUCUGAACUGAGGGGCUAUCUGGAAAUCUUGGAGCUCCUGCUGCUUUACGUUAUUGUUUGAUUUCUUCACGACAAGGACACAUCACAGGUUGAACAAUGGCUUUGAUGUUAGUCAAGUUUGACAUGAAGAAGCGAGUAAAGCUCGCUCAGACGGUCUGGUUCAUGUACUGGUUCGCUGUAAUGGCCGGUGUGCUGGUCUUCAGCAUGGGCCUGUUCUUUAAGAUCGAGCUACGAAAGCGCUCAGAACUUAUGGACAACAACGAGAGCCACUUCUUGCCCAACCUGCUCAUAUUUAUGGGUCUAGUAACCUGUGGCAUCAACGCCUUUGGAGGCAAAGUCUGCUACGACUCGCUGGAUCCUACCAAGUUUAUCAAGUGGAAGCCCAUGGUGAAGACCUUCUUGAUGUUCUGUGUGGUAUUCAACGCCCUGCUGUUCGUAACGGCCCUACUGUGUUUCUUGAUGAGGAUCCCUCUGCAGUUCACCCUGGCUGAGGGGCUGAGGAAUGGCAUGAAGUUCUACAAGGACACAGACACACCGGGACGCUGCUACAUGAAGAGGACCCUGGACCUGAUGCAGAUGGAGUUUCGUUGCUGCGGAAAUGACAACUACAGAGACUGGUUUGAAAUUCAGUGGGUUAGCAACCGUUACCUGGACUUCAGUGCAAAGGAAGUCAAAGACCGCAUUGGGAGCAAUGUUGAUGGCCAGUAUCUGAUGGAUGGAGUCCCGUUCAGCUGCUGUAACCCCAGCUCCCCCAGACCAUGCAUCCAGUUCCAGAUGACCAACAACACCGCCCACUACAGCUACGACCACUACACAGAGGAGCUCAAUGUGUGGAAGCGUGGCUGCCGUGAAGCUCUGCUGUCCUACUAUGGAGGCAUGAUGAACACCAUCGCAGUCCUGGUGGUGCUGGUCACUAUUCUGGAGUCUGCCGUGACCAUCGGCCUGCAGUACGUGAACUCCUCUCUGUCCACCCUGGCUAACCCGGAGGACCCGGAGAGCGAUAGCGAGGGCUGGAUGCUGGAGAAGACAGUGAAGGAGACGUUCACCGACAUCAUGGCCAAAAUGAAGAGCAUGGGCAAAGGCACCAAGGUGGAGGAGGGGGGCGAGGCAGCGGUCGCCACGGUGAGCUGAGCUAACCCCCUCCUUGGAAAGAAAAAAUAAAUAAAAAACUGACACCAUUCACACCUGAAGAGGAGAGGAAGGAGACGUGUGAGAUGACAACAUUUUUCUACCAACAUUUAUUACGUAGAUACCUACACACACACACACACACACACACACACACAUAUUUGGCUCCUUCUAAAUGGACUCCUUACAAAUGGACAUAAAUAAUUAGAAGCUGUAUGUUCAUACAUAGAGAGAGAUAAAGAGUAGGAUGAGUUAUGUUAUGGCUUUCCAUUUUGGUUCUCCCCAAUCAGACAAAUCCAUCUCAGGCUCCAACUUUGCUUCACAGCGUACUGUUAUAGAAAUGUUUCCAACACUCUGCGGGUUUGAAUCUUUCCAAAAAAAAAAAAAAACUAAAUGUGAGAUGUAUUGAUAAAUGUCAGAUGCUUUGCAAUCACAAGUAAACGUGCAAUUUUUCAUUUAAUGUAUCGGUUGUGGGAUAGUUUGGCGGGGAUGGUGGUUGCCAUGCAACCCCCCCUCUCAUGGAGGUGCAGGUGUAAGAUAUUUACAGCCCAAGUUUUAUUUUUGUUGACCUGUCUAUAGCGCUUUGGCAUGUAGCUCAUACUGUAAAUAGACAAACUAAUUAAACCCCUCGACUCAUCUAUUUCCAUAUUCAUACCUUGUCCACAAAGUAGACUGACUAAGCUCCCGAAGAUGGAGUAAAAUUAUGAAUUAAACGAAUCGGCGUGAACGUUGCAGCACAUGUUCGAAGAGUGAGGCAUGGGAACUGGGAUGUGAGCCCUGAAAGAAGGAGGAGAAGCGAGGGCCAACUCCAAAACCUGCGGAGGACGACUGAAAAUUGGCAGCUAAAUCUUGGCUCCCGACCCCCGUACUGUAAUCUCAGAUCCUCUUUGAUGUUUCCCUUGUGCAUUCAGUAUCUGUAUAUUGACACAUACAGUAUGUAUGUAUACUCUAACAACUGGGUUGCUGUCUUUGUACAUAGUGUAGAAACGAUCCAAAAAAUCUAACUUUUUUUAAAAAUGUAAUUAAGUCAAGUCUUUUAUUUAAAUCCAUGUAAAGUUUGUUUUUCCAUUUUCUUUUUUCUUUUUUUUUUUUGGCUUUGAGUGUCUGUGUAGAAGCUGGUUGUAUACACGAAUAAAAGAUUCUAGAGAUGUGAUCCGACGGUGAAACGAGGAUGCUGUGUUGUGUACCCGACCUUGAGUCGCACAAACCUGAGAUCCAAGAAGCGAGGCACGCUGUGAGUGCCGCAGGGUUCCUGAUUAAGUCAAUAGGAUGAGGGCAAUUAUGGCAUUACUGGUUUCACAUGGACAUGGGAUGACUCUUCACAUGUCCAAUGCAAGGACAUGAGUGUGCGGUGGUGCUGGUGGUGGGGUUAUAUGGUACACCGGAUGCAUUCACAAGCAAAAUUAUGCAUGCACAUAUGAUUGCAAGUGACUUUUCCAGGUAAAAGUGAAGUAAUACGUAUAUUUUAAGGCCUUAAAAUCAGCUCUAGAGUGCAAAAAACUAAUCCUUUUUUAUCUUUCAGAACAUAUAUUGAAGAUUAAAUAUCACCCAGAAAUGUAAAAACCAUUAUAAAACAUGU